CAUCGGACAAUGGCAGUAUUUGAACAUGUUAUAUAUGCAAAACUUGGUAGAUUCAUCCAGCCUUAAAUGUCCGCGCUCAGGAUGAAUUCAGAACUGAGUGUGGGGCUGAGCCUACCGUCGCGUUAAGAACAGGAAGUGCGCGAGUCGUUAACUCUAAAAAAAAAGUUUCGCUCAGUCUCGCUAGCAUGCUUUUACAGGGUCUGUGGGUUGCUUCCAUCUUGUCACUGAUACUACGACCCUUGUCUUUUUUCAGGGUUUCCUCACAAAUUCUUCCGACUGAGACAGAAAGGAAAGACGCGCGUAUAGUUGUUUCGCAGGCGAUUAAGAGACUGCACGAGGUGUUUCACAUUGGAGACCUGCCACAAAAAUUAAUCCAUCACAGAACACCGCCACAGUUCAUGGUUGACUUGUUCAAUGCUGUGGCGGAUUCAAACGGCAUAACCAGGGAUCCAAAGAUUUUGGAAGGCAAUGUUGUGCGAAGUUUCCAAGACAGAGUCCACUACGAUCGGACAUUUCAUUUCUUCAAUGUGUCGUCAUUUGGGAAAAAUGAAAAGAUGAUCAAAGCUGAGUUCCGAAUGUUUAGGCGCAAACAAACCAUUUUGUCCCGGAAUUUGCUUGGGCAUCAUUUCUACAAACUUGACCUGUACGAGCUGCUGGACAGUCGAGUGAAGCCAUGGAGAGGGAAUUUAAUCACUUCAAGAUUAUUACCCGUGUAUACCCAGGGGUGGGAAGUGUUCAAUGUCACAGAUAUAGUUUCCAAGUGGAUUCAUAACAGUAAUGCGAACAAUGGUAUUCUGGCUGUCACGUCUUUGCCAUCGGGGAAUUUACUGGAAUAUGUGUUACCAGCCCUUAAAAGAAGCAAGCUGGACGAGAAGAAUGCAUAUUUGGUCAUUUUCUCGGACGACGGGCGAAAGAUGUCAAAAACAGACUCAGAGCUUUCCCAAGGAUCGAGAAAGUCGCCUGUCACUGAUGCAGCCGUGACGCUAAUGAAGACCGAAAACCCAGUGCCAAUCACACGAGGGAACAAGAGCAGAAGAACUCGCGCAGCCCCGUAUGACUCCAACAGGCACCCAAUCACGUGCCAGAGGGUUCCUCUUUACGUGGACUUCGAGAAGAUUGGCUGGACCGGAUGGAUAAUCUCGCCACGAGGCUACAAUGCGUACCACUGCAUUGGAUCCUGUCCGUUCCCGCUGGGAGAGAGUUUGAGAGCUACUAACCAUGCCACAGUGCAAUCCAUCGUCAACGCAUUAAAGCUUUCCAAAGAAGUGGAGACGCCCUGUUGCGUACCAGACAAACUUCAGUCCAUCAGUCUGCUGUAUUUUGACGACGAGGAAAAUGUAGUUCUGAAACAGUACGACGACAUGGUGGCACUCAGUUGCGGCUGUCAUUAAUCGCAGAUCAUAAUUUGUGUAAUAUGAACACGUUUACUGAUAUUUUGGAAUGGAAUACUUUGAAUGGACGUAUUUCCCAUAAAACUAUAAUGCACAUCCUAGCAAAAUGAAAUGUAAUAAUGACCAAAUAUUGCACUAUUUUUCCAAAUA
This is a messenger RNA of Anguilla anguilla (European eel), 1541 nucleotides long. Its product is annotated as bone morphogenetic protein 2-like. Gene Ontology annotation, biological process: SMAD protein signal transduction. Bases 186 to 1391 code for a protein of 401 amino acids. Gene Ontology annotation, molecular function: cytokine activity; growth factor activity. Lineage: Eukaryota; Metazoa; Chordata; Actinopteri; Anguilliformes; Anguillidae. The record is from RefSeq and is a predicted model, not a curated record. The transcript is spliced from 5 exons. Gene Ontology annotation, cellular component: extracellular region.